Messenger RNA from Chironomus riparius, 3331 nucleotides. The record is from the annotation of a GenBank genome assembly. NCBI's taxonomy places the organism in Eukaryota, Metazoa, Arthropoda, Insecta, Diptera, Chironomidae.
AAAAUGUUUAUCAGAUUCUUGAAUAAAAAAUUGAGUGUCAAUGGAAACAUUAAGGAAAUUAAGUCAUAAUGCAAGAGAGUUAAUAAGCAGUGGGCUUGGUAAAUACAUGCGUGUGCAUUGAGAAAUUUUAUUGAUAUAAUAAAAAGCGUCAUAGCAGCACCAUUUUUUUAUAUUUUCUUUCUCCUCGAUACGAUAAAAAGUUUUAUUAAAAUUUUCAUUUCAAUUGAUUUCGCUUAACAAAAUUAAUACUUUUAUUGCUCAAUAAAUUGUGAUCAUGCCUCCCAAAGAGAAAAAAGGCAAGAAGACAAAAAAGUCUGAAGAAGAAGAUCCAGAAGAUAGUGAUUUGACAGCUGUUGACAAGCAAUUUUAUGAAUUGACAAUUGCUGAUAUCAACAAGAAAUUGACACGUCUUCGAGCUCAUAAUGUCAAAAUUGAGGAGAAAAAUGAAGAAAUGGAACUGCGAAUGAAGCAAAUUGAGACAAAUAGUCAAGAUGUAGUUUCGUACUUGAAUCGGACUUUGAAGGAGAAAGUCAACAUGAUCCAAGAACUGGAGGAUAAAUUGACUGAAUUGUCUAAGGUUCGGCAUGAAGAGAAUGAAAAUUUCAAGAAGAAGAUGAUUGAGUGGGAAAAUAAAUAUAAAAUGAUGCAUGAUAACUUAACAUCGGAAAUCAAAUUGCUAACCGGUAAACUGAAUUCAAUGGAAGAGUUUCGUCUACAGCGUGACGACUUAAUUGCCAAAUUUGAUACGCAAGAAUUCGAGCUGAAAGACCAAGCGAAGAAGCAUAAAGAAAUUCUCUAUGAAAUGGAAAGGAAGGUCAUUCUCGACAAAGAGAGAAUGAGAAAAGAUGUUGAGAAUAAAUUACUUGAACUUUCCACUGAAUUCACGAAAACGAGUGACUUGAGAGUUGCGGCAUCAACUCAAAGACUUUUACGUGAAAAUAUUGCUUUGAAUAAUGACAUGGAUAGAAUCUUAAAUCUACAAGCUCGUUUGCAGAAGGAAAAUGAAGAAAUGAAGAAGAAGCAUAAAGAGAUUGUUGCACAAUAUGAGGCAAGUGUGACUGAGAAAAAGAGACUUAUUAAGACUUGCGACCAGCAAAUGGGAUUGAUUAAUAAAUUGUCGGUCGAGUUUGAAAAUUCACGUGACUUGAACAAUUAUUUGCUUGAAAUAAAAAGAAGUCAUGAAGUCGUUCGUCGUAUGACAAAAGACAACAGAAGUGAAAUGCAAGAUCUCAAAGAUAAAAUUGACAUGCUUCAUCGAGAAAUUACUGGUAUUGAGACUGAACGAGAUAACUUUAAGCAUGAGUCGGUGUUUAAUAAAAAGGAAUUUGAACGCAUAUCUGAGAUUAUUGAGAUGUUAAGAAUAACUGUUAAAUUGGCAAUUAAAGGUGAGAAAGAUUUUGAGUAUGAUCCGGCAUUCCAUGAAGCUCGUCGCAACAAUCUCCUUACUGACUUGCUGAAUAUUCUUAACAAUGCAGACAUUAGACAUGAAACUAGACGCACAUCCUCAGUUCAAAACUUUUAUGGUCAAGGAGAUCUUGGAUUUCUUCCUAAAUUUGGUUCCAUCACAGUCACACAAGAAUGUUCUAAAGUCUCAGUCGUGUCAUCUCGUUUUCUUAGUCCACGAAUGAGUAACGCUGGUUUUGCUGAGAACAAGCCAUCUGACUUGUUGUCAGUAAACAUAAUUGAUCCUCUCAGUGGAUCACUUUCAGUCACAUCCGAAAGCAAUGAAUCGUUUGUUCCAUCUGAAGAUGACAAGCCAAUUGUGGUAAAACAACAUCAACCUGUAAAUAUUGUCGAGGAAGAAGAAGAAGAAGAAGUAGAAGAAGAGGAGGUCCAUCAAAUCAAAAGACAAGAAAGUUCAAAGACUUUGUCAAUCGAUCUACGUCAAAGUAUGGAGGCUCAAUCAGCUGAGGAAGAUGAAGAUGAGAAGGAAAAAGAUGAAGUUCUUUCAAAAACUGAUGACAUUGAGACUGAUCUUGUAGCUACAGACGACAAUGAGUUUGAUGAUAAUGAACAAUAAAUAUUUUUUUAAAUGCACGGUUUGAUUUAAGGGUAGCCAAUUUUAUGGGGAGGUCUCAUAAGGUUCAGUAUCUAGAACGAGGAUUGCAAACUCUUGGCCAGGGUUCUGAGAGGCUUUGUUCUACAGGCUAGAGUAAUCAUAGAACAAAGAUGAACAAUGUUUGUGUGAAGCAAUACGAUUCAACUAAGAAUCUUUCAAUUGAAAAAUGUUUUAGACUCUCCAAAUAAUAUUUUGGCUACACCUCUAGUUUGUUUCACAAAAUUAAAAAUAUUUCCACAGAGUGAACUGUUCACACGAAACAGAAAUUUGACCUUAGAAACAGCACUGCGUGAUUAUUGCAAUGAGAAACAUCUUAAGUUUCAUCAUAGAAUUACAUAAAUCAUACUUUGUGUACCAUUAAUUUGAGACUGCAAUAAAAUUAAUGUCAUUGUAGAACAGAACUGACCUUUACGUGAUAAAAAAUGAAGUAUAAAGAUUCAUAUGAAUAAUAGACAACUUUUUUUUCUAUUCACAUUUCCAACCCUUCACAUUUUUGCCUUUGAUGCGCAUGAAAAAAAAAAGUUUCUUAAGAUAAUAAAAGAAAUUACAAGAGGAAGGGUUGAUCAUAAUCAAGGAACCUUCCGACUCAAUACCCCCUUUACAGCAUUGAAUAUAAAAAAAGGAAGAUAGAUGAAACUAUUUAUGCAUCAAAUGACAAUCACUGCACCUAAUGCAACAAUGGGAUAAGAAGGGUUAGAAUGCCUUCCUAUCUACCUGCUAAAUCAUGAUCUUCGGCUACCAGCAUGAAUAUUAUUUAAAUAAUGUGGAUUUUUUCGGUCACUCUCAAAACCCGUUUGACCAGUUUCCGAUUUUCCUUCUUCCUAUUGUAUCAUCAAAGAUAAUUUUUUUAAAAAAGCAACCCGGAAGGGCAAAAGCUGUACAUGUUUGAUUUAUGCAGUCCAAUACGGGACUUUUUUUUCUCAUGAGAAAAUAACAUAAGGGUUGAUAUAAGCUAGCCGUCAAGGGACUUGGCUAUUUGUAAAAAGGAAAAUUUUAUCAUUUACGGAAUCUUUGAAGCUCUGACCCUUGACAUAUGUGCAAGCAUAAAAAACCGGUUAUGGACAACAGAAAAGUGUAUUGUAUUCUUUGUUAUAAUGUAAUGACAUGAUAUGAUAAUUGUUGAGAUAGUCUUGCUGUAUUUGUGAACUAGGAAGAGAUGUAUGAAAGGGUUAUAGAAGAAUUUCAUGAGAAAAUUCCGUCAAAUUAAUUUUUGAUUGUCCUUCCGCAUACAACGGUGAUUUUGCGUUUUUUAAUGAUCAUGAGAACAAGAAG